This is a messenger RNA of Miscanthus lutarioriparius, 1188 nucleotides long. NCBI's taxonomy places the organism in Eukaryota, Viridiplantae, Streptophyta, Magnoliopsida, Poales, Poaceae. The record is from the annotation of a GenBank genome assembly.
GGAAUCCCUACUAGAAGUAGUUGGCUUGAGCCAAUCGCCAAUUUGAGGACAAUAUCUAUAUCAAAGAAGAUACUUGGUUUCUCUGUAUCUUUCAUCCUCAUCAAUCUGGCUUCAAUUAUGGAGCGUGCUGAUGAGAAUCUCCUUCCAGCAGUUUACAAGGAAGUCAGUGCAUCCUUCAAUGCUGGUCCUACUGAUCUGGGAUACCUCACCUUUGCAAUGAACUUUCUGAAGUCAAUAGCAUCUCCCUUGGCAGGUAUCCUUGCUCUGCACUAUGAUCGGCCAACAGUGCUUGCAAUAGGGACUGUUUUCUGGGCCUUAUCAACAGGAACUGCCGGUGUUAGCCAGCAUUUUAGGCAGGUUGCAUUCUGGAGAGCUGUAAAUGGCCUUGGGCUUGCCAUUGUAAUACCAGCGCUUCACUUGAUAAUUGGAAUUCUUGUGUACUUAUAUGCAACUGAUCCAAGAAGAAUACCUGGCAAUCGCCUUCUUGACGAAGACGACUAUGAGAGGUUGCAUUUAUCAAGCAAAGAUGUUCUUCCUCCGCCUUCUAUCUGGAGGGAUUCUUGGGUGGCAACAAGAUAUGUUAUGAAAGUGAAGACAUUUCAGAUCAUUGUCCUGCAAGGGAUCAUUGGCUCAUUGCCGUGGACUGCUAUAGUUUUCUUCACAAUGUGGUUUGAACUCAUUGGUUUUGACAAUAAAAGCUCGGCAGCACUGAACAGCCUCUUCGCCAUCGGUGCCUUCAUGGGCAUCCCGUUUUCUUCGAUCCUCCUCACAGUCAUCCCCCAGUCAGUUGACUACUGGUACGCCUUCGCGGUCACGCUUUUCUUCAUGGGCAUCACGAUAAGCUGGUGCGCCACCUCGGCAAACAACCCUAUGUUCGCUGAGGUGGUCCCUCCCAAGCACCGCACCAUGAUCUAUGCCUUCGACCGUGCAUUCGAGGGCUCAUUCGCCUCGCUGGCUGCCCCCGCUGUGGGCCUAGUCACCGAGAAGAUUUAUGGCUACGAUACCAAGACUGUGAACCUUGCGGAAGGGGCGUAUGCGCUCUCAAGAGGGCUGCUGACCAUCCAUGAUGAUCGUGCCUUUCGGCGUCUGUGUCCUGUUCUACAGCCCCUUGUACCUUGUGUUCAAGCACGACAGAGAGAACGCGAAAUUAACCAGCUUCAAGGAGCAGGAGCUAGUGUGAUGAUAUGA